AUGGCAAGACCCCGUAUUCGACGGUUCCUUAUGUCAAUCCUUCAAGGCACCAGCUGCGACGACGCCAUCAAGCAUUUAGUUUAUUCGCUUCGUGAAGCACUCAAAAUUUGUCCUCAUCUAUGUCUUUUCCACUGCAUGAUCUAUCCCACAGCUGGGCCCCUAGCAAGUAGACGAAGAUGGUGUACGGCGGGAAGCCAAUGCGAUGAAGGCCGUCCGGGAUGCCGGAACUGCGGCAUAUACGGCAAGCCAUGUCCGGGCUACCGAUCGGAUGGGAUCUUCAGAAAUGAAACGCACAAAGUGCAACAACUGAUGAAUGACAAGGCCAAAGCCUGCUCUUCCUCAUCAAGUAGAACGCAAACGCAGCCCAGCAGCCAUGAUGUAUCAGGCGGCGGCAAGGAUCUCCAAAAGACGACAUUGUCCGCUUAUCAGAUCAGCGAUGCCACGUGGGAAGAAAGAGCCAUUUGCUAUUUCUUCGAUCAGUUUACCAUUGUCGAAUGUAAUGCAUUCGGCGGCAUGGGACAUCUGGGGUUCCUCCCGUCUUUGUAUGCCGAUUGUCGAGAUCAGAAUGUGGGUAACCCCGCAUCGAUGUCUUUACGGUUAGCUGUCGAUGCGACGGCCCUAAUGGCCCUGAGUAACAGGGUUAAUGUGCCGGGUGUUGUGACUCAGGCGAGAUAUCGCUUCGGGUUGGCGCUGCGGCGUCUGCAGGAGGCGCUGGAUCUGCCGCUUGAGGCGGCGAAAGAUGAGACGUUUGCGACGUUGGUUAUUCUAUCUCUAUUUGAGGAUAUCUCGGGGGAUCGGCAUGGGCUUACUAGUGCGCAUACGGUGGGCUUUGAAGCGCUUACGAGACUGAGGGGGGAGAGUCAGCUUGGACAUGCAGCGGGACUGGAUAUGUUCAAGUAUGCGUAUGUUCGUAUG
This is a messenger RNA of Aspergillus niger, 915 nucleotides long. RefSeq lists its product as uncharacterized. The record is from RefSeq and is a predicted model, not a curated record. The annotation marks the transcript as partial. The transcript has 2 exons. Lineage: Eukaryota; Fungi; Ascomycota; Eurotiomycetes; Eurotiales; Aspergillaceae.